Zymoseptoria tritici IPO323 is the source of this 462-nucleotide messenger RNA. RefSeq lists its product as uncharacterized. The coding region runs from base 1 to 462 and encodes 153 amino acids. The record is from RefSeq and is a predicted model, not a curated record. Lineage: Eukaryota; Fungi; Ascomycota; Dothideomycetes; Mycosphaerellales; Mycosphaerellaceae. The transcript has a single exon.
AUGCCCAUCUGGAAAAUCUCCCACUCCUCCACCGUCUUCACCGACCCCUCCGAAAAAGCCUCCCUCGCCCGUGAAAUCACAGACUGGUACGUCAACACGGCGAAGCUGCCCGACUACUACGUCAACGUGACCUUCUACAAACUCCCCGUCGAGGACUUCUACACCGCCGGAACCAGCAAUGCCGACAAAGUGCUCAUCGAAAUCAUCCACAUUGCACGCCAUCAGGAUCCGAACAACAAGGCUCGAUCGAAGGGUAUGAUGGACACGUUUGAUGGGAUUCUGAGGCCGUACACGUUGGAUCGAGGAUUGAAGUUGGAGUAUAAUAUUAUUGAUGCGCCGGCUUGGUUGUGGAGGAUUAAUGGGAUCGAUCCGCCGGAGAGUUUUGGGGAGGGGGAGGAGGAGAAGGCGGAGAUUAGUCGGAAGCGGUUGGCGGAGCUUGAGUUGGGGGUGGGGGGUAAGUAG